Triticum aestivum (bread wheat) is the source of this 1035-nucleotide messenger RNA. RefSeq names its product coatomer subunit beta'-1-like. Gene Ontology annotation, cellular component: COPI vesicle coat. NCBI's taxonomy places the organism in Eukaryota, Viridiplantae, Streptophyta, Magnoliopsida, Poales, Poaceae. Gene Ontology annotation, biological process: intra-Golgi vesicle-mediated transport; endoplasmic reticulum to Golgi vesicle-mediated transport; retrograde vesicle-mediated transport, Golgi to endoplasmic reticulum. Bases 1 to 1035 code for a protein of 344 amino acids. Gene Ontology annotation, molecular function: protein binding. The record is from RefSeq and is a predicted model, not a curated record. The transcript has 7 exons.
AUGGAUCACGAACCUAGUACCACAAGAAGUGACCUGGAGAGCAUGCUACUUGAUGAAGCAUCGGAGCCCAAGGCCCAUCCAUUAUCAAUUUUGGCAGAAAUUACAAAUGAUUUCCCUGAUAAGCAGGAAAUUGACGGAGGUGGUUUUGCGGUGCUAUGUAAGGUAUGUACAGAGAAAAAUCUCCGAUGUGGGGUCUCAUCGGUGACUAUGAUUCUCUGUGUUUUGUUGGAUCAGAUCACAGCAGGGAUGUAUAUUAUUGACUUGAUAUGUUCCCUGGAUGCUCAUCCAACAGAGCCAUGGAAGCAGUGGGUGCUGGCUGGGACAUCUGAUGGCUUCGUCCAUGUGUACCACUGCGACUUUGUAACAGAACCGCAAAAGAUCACGAGUUUCAGUGCAAGCAGCUUUGAUUCACUAGCCGUUCAUUCAAGCAAGCCCUAUGUGUUUUCAUCAGGGUGGGGCAUGACGCUUUGGGACUGGGACAAGGGCUGGCAGUGCGCACACGAUUUUGACUGUGUCGCAAAUAAAGUUGCAUUUAACCCACAAGACGCCAACAGUUUCGCGAGUGCGGCGUAUGGUGCAAAUGCAGAGAUUUGGAGCCUUGAUUCCGGUUGCCAAGAAUAUGAUCUCCCUGGGCAUUCCAAGGGUGUGAACUGCCUUGAUUUUUUCACACGUGAUGGUCGACAGUAUUUGAUCACUGGUUCUGAUGAUUGUACUGCCAAGAUAUGGGACUUGCAGAACAAGUCCUGCAUUCAUACACUGGAAACUAUGUCUCCAGUUACAUCUGUCGUUUCCCUUCCAGAUGCUCCGUAUCUGAUUACAGGAUCAAAAACUCACAUUGUUCAUGUGUGGAGCUCAACUGAUUUCCGGUUGGAGAGAAUUGUUAACAUUGGCGGUGGCAUGUGGAGUGGAAGUGAUGAUUUGGGACAUGUUCACAGUCUUGGCAUAGUAUAUUCUCUGGCAGAGUUAUUAUUGGACAAGAAUUUGCAAUAUCAAUCAUGCAUAUCGAUGACAACUAAGAAGCAAGAAAGUUUCUAG